Molecule: messenger RNA, 3437 nt
Organism: Nezara viridula (southern green stink bug)
Lineage: Eukaryota; Metazoa; Arthropoda; Insecta; Hemiptera; Pentatomidae
Source: the annotation of a GenBank genome assembly
CUUUUCUUUAGGUCUAGAAAGGCGCAGACACUCGUUUGACUUUAUGUUUUUUAGUGGUUUCUUUGUGAUGUUCAGUUAAUGUGUAUUUCUGUAUUGAAAGAAAAUAAAUAGUUCAAAUAUGAAAAGUAUUUUAUUUAGAUUUUUCGGUGGCCUUAGAAUUAGUCAUAAACAUAAAAAUAUAUUCGUUGUAAACUAUAGAUUAUUUUCAUCUGAACCUAGUUUAUGGAUAAAACCUGUGGUGAAGAAUGUUUAUCACAGAACUCAUACUUGUGGUGAAUUGAAUUCUUCUCAUGUCGGACAGAAUGUAACAUUGUGUGGCUGGCUUGAAUUUCAAAGACUAGAUCGUUUUGCAGUUUUAAGGGAUGGUUAUGGGUCUACACAAGUAAUUGUUCCUGAAAAUAGUCAUGAGAUAAUUAAAGAAUUGAGAAGAACUCCACUUGAAUCUGUUGUCACUGUAUCUGGAGUGGUAGAGAAAAGGCCAGAGUCACAAAUAAAGAAAGUGCCUACUGGAGAAAUAGAAGUUAUAGCCAAUGAUUUCAGUGUUAUUAACGCUGUUAGAAAAAAGUUGCCUUUUUCAAUUAGAAAUUAUAAUAAGGCCUCAGAAAAUCUUCGUAUAAAACAUCGAUAUUUAGAUAUAAGAUACCCAGAAAUGCAAAAAAAUUUACGAGAAAGAUCUAAACUCCUAAUGAAAAUGAGAAACUAUCUUAUUAAUAAAGAAAAUUUUGUUGAAGUUGAAACCCCUACUCUUUUCAGGAAAACACCAGGUGGUGCCCGAGAAUAUAUUGUUCCUACAAAGUGUGCCGGUGAAUUCUAUAGCCUGGUACAAAGUCCCCAACAGUUAAAACAACUUCUUAUGGUUGGAGGAAUUGAUAAAUAUUUCCAAAUAGCUAGAUGUUAUAGAGAUGAAGGUGCUCGACCCGAUCGUCAACCGGAAUUUACACAGUUAGACUUGGAAAUGUCAUUUUGUUCAGCAGAAAAUGUUAUGGAACUCAUUGAAAAAGUUUUAUUCUAUAGUUGGCCUCAACAGUUACAAAUUCCAUUUCCAAGAUUAUCUUAUUCUGAUGCAAUGAAGAUGUAUGGUACUGAUCAACCUGAUCUUUCAUUUAAAUGUCCUAUUUUUGAAGUUACUGAAGUUGAAACCUAUGAAAGAGAUUCUACAACUACUAAGGGAGUGAAAAUUCCACAGGCUGCAGAAUUUUUCAGUGGUGAAGUUAAAAAGGAAUUAUCUAAAAUUACUAAAGACAGUGCUGUGGAAGUUACUAUUUUGAAUUAUAAAAAGAAAAACUUUAAAAGUAAUGAAAAAUCAUUAUUGAAUUUUUGUAUUAAUCCUGAGAAGUUUAUAAGUAAUCAUUGUAUUGAAUCAGAAGAUCUUGUUUUCAUUGCUCGUGGUGAAGAGAAAAAAGUAUUACAACUCUUAGGAAAAUGUAGAGUGUGGUAUUUGAGAUGGCUCCGUUCUGAAGGUAUUACUGGACCUUGGGAAAGUGAUGACAAAGGAAAAUUUUUAUGGUUAACUGACUUUCCCUUGUUUGAAACUGCUGAAGAUGGAAGUUUAAACAGUGUUCAUCAUCCAUUCACAGCACCUCAUCCUGAUGAUCUAUCUCUCCUCCACACCAAUCCUUUGUUGGUACGUGGAUUGCACUAUGACUUAGUUUUAGAUGGUUAUGAAGUUGGUGGGGGAUCUAUGAGGAUCCAUUGUCCUGAUCUCCAAAAAAACAUUCUUUCUAUGUUAAACAUAUUUAGUAGUUCUCUUGGACAUCUUAUUGAUGCUUUAGAGAGUGGAGCCCCUCCUCAUGGUGGCAUUGCACUAGGAGUUGACCGAUUAGUGUCACUUAUGGUUGGUGCAAAAACAAUCAGAGAUGUGAUUGCAUUUCCAAAAACGACUGAUGGCCAUGAUCCUUUGUCAGGAGCUCCUUCUACUGUAUCAGAUGAAGACCUGGAUUAUUAUCAUAUCAAAAUUCAAUCCUCAAAGCCAGUAAAACUUUAAUUUAAAAGUUAGUAUACUAAGUUUACAGUUCAGAGAUUUAUUCUUUAUUUUCCUCUUUGAGCCAUUAUUAGUAUUGAGAGGUUCUGAUGCAGCACUUACAAUAAGAAAUAUGUUACUACUGUUAAAUAGAUUUUUAAAAUAAUUUCAAAUUCAAAUUUUGGUUAUUAAACCCAAGCAAUCAAUAACAAAUUUGUAACUAAAAUUAUGAUUAAUUUUAUAAUAUUUUAUGUAUUGCUGCUAGGAUAUUUUUCAGAAUUCCAUUUAAAAAAAAAAAAAAAACAAUAUGACUUAUUCAUAUCAUAUUGCUAAAAACUCUGAUUUGAUACAUAAUAAUCAUCAAAAAGCUCUAUGAAAUUUUGUAGUAUUUGCAAACUAACUUAGCAAGAAUAUUUACUAAGAGUUAUCUCUUAGUUGAGCAGUCAACGUGUCAGGCAAGUGUCAUAUUGUUUUUAGAAUCAUAUCUGAAUGUUUUUAUGUAAUCUUUACAGUUAGUCAAAACAGUCUUUAACAUCUAUUUUUUCUCAUUAAAGCUAACUUCAUUUUGUUUUAAUUAAUAUUUUUAUUCCAUCUAUAUGAAAUAGUAAUUCAUUCUAUGUAACAAUUUAUUUUAUUAGAAUCAAAAAUUACUAGAAUAUUUACAAUUUAUUUAUUAUAAAAUAAAAAAGUAUUCAUACAGUAACAUUUAAAACUGUUGUAUAGUAAUAUCAUUCUUUUUAUUACUUUGCUGUAAAAUAUAGUACAAAUAAUUUUUUCAUCCAUUAGACUAAAAUAUCUUAUAAUUUUCCUUCAGUUCUUCAGUUCCUUUACAGAUUCAUGAGAAUAGAAGAUCAACCAAAUUUAUGACCGAAUCGUCUCAAUAUAACUGAAAUUAAUCCACCGGCUUAAUGGAAAAUGGAAGUGUAGUUCCAUUUGUCUGGGAGAAGGGGGAGUGCUUUCAGGGUGAAGCCCCCCAAAAUGGUAGAAUGUUACCAUGUUUUAUGAAAAAUUAUUUAAAAAAUAUCUCUAAGUAUUAUUUUUCGUAUAAUUACAUUUAGUAGAACUUCAAGAAUCACUUAAACACCAUUUCAUAUAGGUAGUUAGUAUCUUUAUUUUUUUUCCAAUAUAAUUUUCGUUGUAUAUAUGGAAAAAAAAAAAGCUUUUGAGCUGAAGCUCCCCAAAAUUAAAUUCUGGAUUCUCCGCUAGUGAAUUAAACAUGGAGGAGACAGUGUGCGAUAUAGUGCAGUGAUUAUUACUGGAGUGCAGUAAUUCAUUGCCAGGUUAUUUGUGACAUUUUCAAUUCAAAAAGAUAUUUCAAUAUUGAAGCCACAUUUUUCCAAAAUAUUGAGGGUGGUAUUUCAUAUUCCUUUCAACUAGGUAACGAAAUGAAAAAUAAAUAAAAACAACUAAAAGAGUAUUAUAGUUUUCUGUGUAUUUUCCAAUCUCUCUCUCUCUCUCUCUCUCUCUCUCUCUCUCU